This is a messenger RNA of Rhodotorula toruloides NP11, 2388 nucleotides long. RefSeq names its product Zn(2)-C6 fungal-type transcription factor. Bases 1 to 2388 code for a protein of 795 amino acids. Gene Ontology annotation, molecular function: zinc ion binding; transcription cis-regulatory region binding; DNA-binding transcription factor activity, RNA polymerase II-specific. Gene Ontology annotation, biological process: regulation of DNA-templated transcription; DNA-templated transcription. Gene Ontology annotation, cellular component: nucleus. The record is from RefSeq and is a predicted model, not a curated record. The transcript is spliced from 10 exons. Lineage: Eukaryota; Fungi; Basidiomycota; Microbotryomycetes; Sporidiobolales; Sporidiobolaceae.
AUGGCCUCGCAGGCUGAAGAAGCGCCGCAGAACGUACCAGCAGAAGGACAGGUCGGGCCAGGUGGCAAGCUGUACAAGCGCCCGUCGAAAGUCGCCUGCCUAGCAUGCCGAAAGAUCAAGGUCAAGUGCAAGCUUCCGAACGACCAGGCGCCAACAGGCAUCUGGGCACAGGACCAGAGUCGAUGCACCCGAUGCAUCAGGCUCGACCUUCCGUGCGAGUACCGCAGCGCCCCUCGCCUUGGCCGUCGUCCGAAGGAUCGCUCGGCUGAAGGCGCUCAGCCUGCGUCGAAGCUUGCGCGGUCGGUCGCAGCAGCCGCAGACAACGCGGCGGACGCCCGAGAACGCAACACGAACGAGGCUGCGCUCGCGCUCACCCUUGUCGCGACUCGAAGCGACGCUCCGCCUCACUACCCCUCGCUUCCCUCGAUGUACAACUUGCCGCAUCCGCCAGGCGUCGCGGCUGAUCCGACAGCGCCAACGUACUCGCCCACUCAGCUACCCCUCGCGAAUGGCCAGACAGUCUUCCCAACGCCCUCUACUUCGCAACACCCUUCGAGCGGCGCGAGUUCCACCGUCCUCCCCUUCCCUCCGCAAUACGGUCCGCCCGGUCUCCAUGAUCGCGCUCUUCCCGCCAGCUCCUCUGGCUGGCAGUCGUCGAGCCAGGGUAUGCCAGCGCUCGCCGCAUCCGCCGUCGCCCAUCACAGCGCCUCUCCGGCCUACUCCCUCUCGUCCGGCAUCCAUCCCUCUCCCGCCUCGUCCGCGAGCGUCGUGCUGGAGCGGAACACGUUUGCCUCCCUCGCAGAGGCUGCGGAGGUUAAGCUGUACCGCUCCUCUUUGUUUGGCAACGGCGUCAAGGGCAAGAAGGUUGCGGCUCGCAUGGCUGACCCCGUCGACCUGAGCAUGCUGAGCGAGUUCGAGGCGGGACAACUCGUCGACAACUUCCACACCUCGCUCAACCGGUACAUCAUCCUCCUCGACCCGCACCUGCACUCGCUCGACUUUAUCCGCCGCACCUCCCCCAUCCUCCUCAGCGCAGUCCUCGCCGUCUCAGCCAAGUUCUUCCGCAAGGACUUGUACCCGCAGCUUCUCCAGCACGCGCAGCAACUCGUCAUGCGAGCGAUGGGAGGCGACGGCUCGGACGGGAUCGGGCUCGUGCAGGCUCUCCUCAUCCUCUGCUACUGGAAGGAACCGAUGGACUCGUCCGCUUGGCUCAAGAUUGGUUAUGCGAUUCGGCUCGGCUUCCAACUUGGCCUGCACGUCAAGCGUACAACUCCACUUCCCACGGACGAUCUCGCCGCCCGCGUCCUCCUAGACCGCGAACGCUGCUGGAUCGUCUUGAUCUGCUUCGACGCCUCCCACCUCCGAGUCGACGAGACGAUGGCCGACUCGCGAAUGAUCCGGCAUUGCGACGUCGAUAUCGACGCGUGGCUCGACGAGACGCGUAAGUACGACGUCCAGGACGACGCCGAGCAGGCCGUCUCGAUGUCGCUCGUCCCGCUCAACCGGCUUUACCAGCUCGUCGCGGCUGCAUCGUCGCCGGCUGCGGCGCGAACUCUUGCGUCGUAUGUGCAGAACGCUCUCAACCAGGCGCAGGCAAAGUACCUGGACCCUCAAUCGCCAAAGUAUCGGCCACUCACGCUGCAGGCUGCAAACAAGGCGCAACUUCACCUCCGCACAGCCGCUUUCUCCACCGCGCAAGCCUGUCUCGCGGUCAUCGGACCCGGAGAUCCAGCAGUCCUAGCAGAGUACCUCGCACGCGCCACCGAUGUCGUCGACUCCUUCGAGCGGUUCGCGGCCGACGAAAUGUUGAGCUUCUCGCAGGACGCGAUGGCGAUUCGGUUGUUGGAUCUCGGCGAGGGACUCGGCAAGCUCUUCCCACGCGUCGAUGCGAAUGCGCAAGUGAUCCUCAUCAGCUUGAUGUCAAGAGUCUACGCUGCCGCAUCCCGCUCGAAGAACGGCUCGGAAGACUCGCCUCCCGCCUUCAUCGCCCGCUUCUUCAGAGCCGCACUUCAGGCCCUCCAUCCCGGCUGCAUACCGGCUACCGGCGCUCCUUCACGGCGUAUGAGCAGUCCUGAACCAGCGCAGGACGCAGAGAUGGGUCCGGUCAACCAGCAGCAGCAGGGCGAGGCAGGCGGACCCGGACAGGCUUCGGCAGUCGUCAACCCUUUCGACCAGCUCCAGAACGCACCGCUUCUGCAGGAAGACCUCCUCGCCGACCUUCCUCUCGACGCCCUCGCACAAGACCUCACCUACUGGGACUCGCUCAACUCGGUCCAGGCAUUGUCGUCAUGGGCAUGGCUGGAUCAGGCGCUGAAUAGUGCGCUAGAUGGGGCGGGCGCAGGGGAGGGAGGGUUUAGGUGCGGCGAGGAGGGGCGUAGGGAUGCGUGA